AUGUCUACGUCGAAAUUCUCGGAUGAAUUUGUGUUUGUGAUAUCAACGGAACGUUUAUUUACGGGAAGUGAUGCCGCGCAUAGUGGAAUGGAGGAGGGUCGGGGGCUUAGCGAAACACAAUUCUACACCAAAAGUCAUCUAUUUCAAAAACUUUUACAAAUUCGAUAA
Messenger RNA from Sclerotinia sclerotiorum 1980 UF-70, 168 nucleotides. RefSeq lists its product with no specific name. The transcript has a single exon. The record is from RefSeq and is a predicted model, not a curated record. Bases 1 to 168 code for a protein of 55 amino acids. NCBI's taxonomy places the organism in Eukaryota, Fungi, Ascomycota, Leotiomycetes, Helotiales, Sclerotiniaceae.